Molecule: messenger RNA, 3231 nt
Organism: Talpa occidentalis (Iberian mole)
Lineage: Eukaryota; Metazoa; Chordata; Mammalia; Eulipotyphla; Talpidae
Gene: STRIP1
Product: striatin interacting protein 1
Exons: 21
Coding region: 16-2529 (837 amino acids)
Biological process (GO): cytoskeleton organization
Cellular component (GO): cytosol
Source: RefSeq, a predicted model, not a curated record
UGUGGAGCAGCCAAGAUGGAGCCGGCAGCCGGCGGCCCCGGCCCGCUGAUCAUGAACAACAAGCAGCCCCAGCCGCCGCCGCCGCCGCCGCCGGCAGCCGCACAGCCUCCGCCCGGGGCGCCGCGGGCCGGCGGGGGCCUCCUGCCCGGGGGCAAAGCUCGAGAGUUCAACCGCAACCAGCGCAAAGACUCGGAGGGCUAUUCCGAGUCACCAGACCUCGAGUUUGAGUAUGCUGACACAGACAAGUGGGCUGCAGAGCUCUCUGAGCUUUACAGCUACACGGAAGGGCCAGAAUUCCUGAUGAAUCGAAAAUGCUUUGAGGAGGACUUCCGGAUCCAUGUGACAGACAAGAAGUGGACUGAGCUGGACACCAACCAUCACCGUACCCACGCCAUGAGGCUGCUGGAUGGCUUGGAAGUCACUGCCAGGGAGAAAAGGCUCAAGAUAGCGCGAGCAAUUCUCUACGUUGCCCAAGGCACCUUUGGGGAGUGUAGCUCCGAGGCAGAGGUGCAGUCCUGGAUGCGCUACAACGUCUUCCUGCUCCUGGAGGUGGGCACGUUCAAUGCUUUGGUGGAGCUUCUGAACAUGGAAAUAGACAACAGCGCUGCCUGCAGCAGUGCGGUGAGGAAGCCUGCCAUCUCCCUGGCCGACAGCACAGACCUGAGGGUCCUGCUCAACAUCAUGUACCUCAUCGUGGAGACUGUCCACCAGGAGUGUGAGGGUGAUAAGGCCGAGUGGCGGACCAUGCGGCAGACCUUCAGGGCUGAGCUGGGUUCUCCGCUGUAUAACAAUGAGCCAUUUGCCAUCAUGCUGUUUGGGAUGGUGACCAAAUUUUGCAGCGGCCAUGCCCCUCACUUCCCCAUGAAGAAAGUUCUCUUGCUUCUCUGGAAGACAGUGUUGUGCACACUGGGCGGCUUUGAGGAGCUGCAGAGCAUGAAGGCAGAGAAGCGCGCCAUCUUGGGCCUCCCUCCACUGCCUGAAGACAGCAUUAAAGUGAUCCGCAACAUGAGGGCUGCCUCUCCUCCAGCAUCCGCCUCAGACCUGAUUGAGCAGCAGCAGAAACGGGGCCGUCGGGAGCUCAAGGCUCUGAUAAAGCAGGACAACUUGGAUGCCUUCAAUGAGCGCGAUCCCUACAAAGCUGAUGACUCUCGAGAAGAGGAGGAGGAGAAUGACGAUGACAACAGUCUGGAGGGGGAGGCAUUCCCCCUUGAGCGGGACGAGGUGAUGCCUCCCCCACUGCAGCACCCCCAGACCGACAGGCUGACCUGCCCAAAGGGACUCCCGUGGGCUCCCAAGGUCAGAGAGAAAGACAUUGAGAUGUUCCUCGAGUCCAGCCGCAGCAAGUUCAUAGGCUACACUCUGGGCAGCGACACGAACACUGUGGUAGGCCUGCCCAGGCCAAUCCACGAAAGCAUCAAGACUCUGAAACAGCACAAGUACACAUCGAUUGCAGAGGUCCAGGCGCAGAUGGAAGAGGAGUACCUCCGCUCUCCUCUCUCGGGGGGAGAAGAGGAGGUUGAACAAGUCCCCGCAGAAACCCUCUACCAAGGUUUGCUCCCUAGCCUGCCACAGUACAUGAUCGCUCUGCUGAAGAUCCUGCUGGCUGCAGCUCCCACCUCAAAAGCCAAAACAGACUCAAUCAACAUCCUCGCGGAUGUCCUGCCCGAGGAGAUGCCCACUACGGUGUUGCAGAGCAUGAAGCUGGGCGUGGAUGUGAACCGCCACAAAGAGGUCAUUGUUAAGGCCAUUUCUGCUGUUCUGCUGCUGCUGCUCAAACACUUUAAGUUGAACCACGUCUACCAGUUUGAAUACAUGGCCCAGCACCUGGUAUUUGCCAACUGCAUCCCUUUGAUCCUAAAGUUCUUCAAUCAAAACAUCAUGUCCUACAUCACUGCCAAGAACAGCAUUUCUGUCCUGGAUUACCCUCACUGUGUGGUGCACGAGCUGCCGGAGCUGACUGCCGAGAGUCUGGAAGCGGGUGAUAAUAACCAAUUUUGCUGGAGGAACCUCUUUUCUUGUAUCAAUCUGCUUCGGAUUCUGAACAAGCUGACAAAAUGGAAGCAUUCAAGGACGAUGAUGCUGGUGGUGUUCAAGUCCGCCCCCAUCCUGAAGCGGGCCCUGAAGGUGAAGCAGGCCAUGAUGCAGCUCUACGUGCUCAAGCUGCUCAAGGUGCAGACUAAGUACCUGGGGCGGCAGUGGCGGAAGAGCAACAUGAAGACCAUGUCUGCCAUCUACCAGAAGGUGCGCCAUCGGCUCAACGACGACUGGGCGUACGGCAAUGAUCUUGAUGCCCGACCUUGGGAUUUCCAGGCAGAGGAGUGUGCCCUCCGUGCCAACAUUGAACGCUUCAACGCCCGGCGUUACGACCGGACCCACAGCAACCCUGACUUCCUGCCAGUGGACAACUGCCUGCAGAGUGUCCUAGGGCAGCGGGUAGACCUUCCCGAGGACUUCCAGAUGAACUAUGACCUCUGGUUAGAAAGGGAGGUCUUCUCUAAGCCCAUUUCCUGGGAAGAGCUGCUGCAAUGAGGCUCCUGGGCAGGGGACUGAAAAAGAAAGAAGGGGUGAUCUUGAGUUCCCCAGGGGCCACGCUGGUUCACUACUGCAGUGCUGCCACCUCCCUCCAGGUGGCAGCACAGCCCCACUGUGCCCUCCAUAGCCACCCGGCCUGUGGGUGCGUCCAGAUUUGGCCUCUUGUUGAUUCCCAGUGUCCUGCUCAGGAGCAGUCAUCCCUGCUUGGGAACCUUCUUUUACUCUUCCCGCCUCUUCUCUUGGACACGGUCAGUUGCAACUCACUUCCCGAUCAGCCCCAGGCUGGGGAGAGCUGGAAUGGAUGGGGAACCUACUGCACCUGAAUUUCAGGGUCACGCUGAUUUCCUCAAAUGUGCAGGUCCUCGGUGUAUCAGCUUGAGGAGCAUUGGCUGAGGAUUGGGGCCAGGGCCAGAAAGGUGACAUCUUGAUUUUGCUUUGAGGGGUUUCUGAUGUCAUUCCAGUCUGCUGCUGAAUUUCAUCCGGAAGCAAUUGCCGAGUCUCCUACAGCUGCCUCAGCACUUUGGUUUUUGCCAGGGUUGGGGUAGGAAGAGAAGCUUCCCUCAACCAGAGGUGUCAUUUUUCCUCUUGGUUUGCAAGGGUUUAUAAAUACCUAUAUAUAAUCUGUGUGUACUCUCGUGUCAUGCUGGGGUUUUUAAUGUGUUUGUGUAUUCUGUUUACAUUAAAAGGAAGCAAAAAUAA